Notolabrus celidotus (New Zealand spotty) is the source of this 3327-nucleotide messenger RNA. RefSeq names its product upstream binding transcription factor (gene ubtf). The transcript has 21 exons. The record is from RefSeq and is a predicted model, not a curated record. Bases 372 to 2567 code for a protein of 731 amino acids. Lineage: Eukaryota; Metazoa; Chordata; Actinopteri; Labriformes; Labridae.
AGGCAGUUAAGGUCGGGUAUUAAUGGUAGUUUCCGCGCCGAGACCUCCAUGCGGCUGUUGGCGGAACAACCAGCCGCCUCUCUCGGUUAGCCAUCAGGGAUCUCGGUUUAAUAUCUCACCGUGCAGAGACUCGCCCUCUCUCUCCCCCUCUCUCUCCCCAGACUAGCCCAGAACCACCGACGACCGAGCUCCGGAGAACCCGCCUUCUUGAUUCUAGCUUUAUGCGCUUUUUUGGGGGGAUCGAAGGGAAGUGAGUGUACACCCUCUAACACCGCUCUGGGUUUAAGUGUUUUUUAAGUUUGAAGCCUCGUUUUUGCAGUGAAGUGAACACCGUCGGACCCUUCGCACGAUACACGACUGAACAACCACAAAUGAAUGGAGUUAUGGAUACAGCCACCCAAGGCCAAGUGUGGGCACAAGAUGACCUCUUAAAGCUCCUGGAGGCCAUGAAAGUGGCCCUGCCUCAGAAAGACCUGACUAAAUACAAAACGUCAGAGUCCCACCUGGACUGGACCAAGGUGGCCUUCAAUACCUUCACAGCUGAGAUGUGCAAGCAGAAAUGGCAGGAGGUUUCUAAAGAGAUUCGCAAAUUCAGGACUCUUACAGAGCUGAUAGUUGAUGCCCAAGACUACAUCAAAAACCCGUACAAGGGCAAGAAGAUAAAGAAACACCCAGACUUCCCUAAGAAGCCCCUGACUCCAUACUUCCGCUUCUUCAUGGAAAAGAGGGCCAAGUACGCAAAGCUGCACCCUGAGAUGAGCAACCUGGACUUAACUAAGAUUCUGUCAAAGAAGUACAGAGAGCUGCCUGACAAGAAGAAGAAAAAGUAUGUUGAGGACUUCUUACGAGACAAAGAGUCGUUUGUGCAGAGCAUGAUGAAGUUCAGGGAACUACACCCAGACCUUAUGGAGAGCAUGACCAAGAAAGGAUCUAAUGUGCCCGAGAAGCCCAAGACGCCCCAGCAACUGUGGUACAACCACGAGAAGAAGGCCUUCCUCAAGACACGCCCAGACGCCACCACCAAAGAUAUCAAGGACAGUCUUGGCAAACAGUGGACACAGCUGUCUGACAAGAAGAGGCUCAAAUGGAUCGGCAAGUCUCUGGAGCAGAGGAAGCUGUACGAGGGAACAAUGCGAGAGUACAUCCAGCAGCACCCCGAGUUAAACAUGACCCAGGAUGAUAUCGUGAAGUCCACCCUGACGAAGGCCGAGAGGCACCUGAAAGACAAGUCAGACGGCCGACCCGACAAGCCUCCUCCGAACGGUUACUCGAUGUUCUGCGCUGAGCUGAUGUCCAACAUGAAGGACGUCCCCAGCACAGAGCGCAUGGUGAUGUGCAGCCAGCGCUGGAAGCAGCUGAAGCAGGGCGAAAAGGACGCCUACCAGAAGCGCUGUGAACAGAGGAAGAAAGAGUUUGAAAUUGAGAUGAACCGGUUCCUCAGUAGUUUGUCCGAGGAGGAGCAGCAGCGAGUCUUGUCAGAGGAGAAGAUCGGGUUCAAGAAGGGCGCCAACAGUCCCGCGUCGAAAAAGAAGAACUCAAAAGCAAAGGCCAACGAGAAACCCAAAAGGCCAAUCUCAGCCAUGUUCAUCUUCUCUGAAGAGAAGCGUCCUAAACUGCAGCAGGAGCGUCCGGACCUCUCUGACAGCGAGCUCACCCGACUCCUGGCCCGCAUGUGGAAUGAGCUGCCUGACAAGAAGAAGGAGAAGUACAAACGUCUGGAAACGGUCCUGAAGGCAGAGUCUGAGAAGAAGGAGAGGGAGGAUCGUAGUCGUCUGCCUGACCCACCCAAGACUGCACAGGACAUCUGGCAGCAGAGCAUCAUCGGAGACUACCUGGCCAAAUUUAAGAACGACCGGCCAAAGGCUCAGAAAGCGAUGGAAGUAGCCUGGAGCACCAUGGAGAAAAAAGAGAAGAUAAUGUGGAUCAAGAAGGCAGCAGAGGACCAGAAGAGAUACGAGAGGGACCUGUGUGAGAUGCGUUCACCUGCUGCUACUAUCGCUGCAGGGAAGAAGAUGAAGUUUGAGGGCGAACCUAAGAAACCACCAUCAAACGGUUAUCAGAAGUUCUCCCAGGAGAUGCUGUCCAACGGGGAGCUGAACCACCUCCCCAUGAAAGAGCGGAUGACCGAGAUCGGCAGCCGCUGGCAGAGGCUACCUCUGAAGGACAAGGAGCGCUACAAGAAGAUCGCGGAGGAGAAGCAGAGACUGUACAAAGUCACUCUGGAGCAGUGGCUCGCGAGUCUUUCUUCACAAGAGAGGAACACGUACAGAGAAUACAACUCACAAAAAAGGAGAACUACUGCAAAACCAGGAGGCCCCAAAGCAAAGGCCAAGAAAUCUGACACAGAGGAGGAAGAGGAGGACGACGAAGAAGAGCAGGAGAAGGCUUCCUCUGAGGCCGAUUCAUCCAGCGAGGAUGACGACGACGAUGAGGAUGAGGAUAAGGAGGAGGACGACGAUGAUGAAGAGGACGACGACGACGACGAGGCCGAGGACAAGGAGAACAAGUCAGAGGACAGCAGCAGUGAGUCAAACUCACAGGGGUCGUCGGACUCUGAUUCGGACUGAAACGACGACGUCGUCUUCACGAGACGAACUGAGCAGCGCUGAGCUGAGCCAAGAGUCAAGGGAGCUCUGCCACUGUGCCAACCCUGCUCUCCUCCCACCACCAGAGGGAGCCCCGCAUUGCCUCAUCCCCUUCACUCUCAUCCACUUUAUGUUGCUGCGUUGGCGAUCUUCAUACGGAGGGGACCCCACCCUCGUGUCCAAAUUCAGUUUCAUUCCCCCCUACCCCCCCCCCCCUACCGGGCGCGACGCAAAACCCACUGCAGCGCCACAGGGCCGCCAAUGUUAUGCCAAAAACAGCAUCCCACUGGUUUGGUGAUGUCGUGAACAUUUCUGCCACUGGUUUAACUCUGGCCUCACAGGUUCAAUGGUUUAAAGGUUAGAGUUUUAAUGUGGAGGGUGAUCAAUCAUCCUUCCUUGUUUAUUUUAUUGUUCUGGUAUUCGUUGAAGACAGGUGACAUGAGUUGUGAACAGGCUUCAUAGAGCCAAAGAACAUAGUAACGUGGAUCGCUUUACAGAUGUGGGGGGGGGGGGGGGGUGUGCAGGGUACUGAAAAAUUGCACUCUUCAGAAUGUUCCAUAUUUUUUUUUUCUUUUCCUGAACAUUGUUGCGUUUUUUUCCCUAUGAUUUCUAAUUGAUGGUGUAGAUUUUAUCAUUUGGUUCUUAAAGAGGUGGUAUUUUUCAGGAAAAAAAUCAAGCCAUUGUGAAUGUUUAUAACAAAAGUAAAUAUGUAGUGCCUACAUAAAGUAUUCACCCACUCUUG